This is a messenger RNA of Necator americanus (New World hookworm), 309 nucleotides long. RefSeq lists its product as uncharacterized. The transcript has a single exon. The coding region runs from base 1 to 309 and encodes 102 amino acids. The record is from RefSeq and is a predicted model, not a curated record. Lineage: Eukaryota; Metazoa; Nematoda; Chromadorea; Rhabditida; Ancylostomatidae.
AUGAUGCAUACAUUAACAAUAUAUUUAUUAUUAUUAUUAUUAUUAUUAUUAUUAUUAUUAUUAUUAUUAUUAUUACUAUUAUUAUUAUUAUUAUUAUUAUUAUUAUUAUUAUUAUUAUUAUUAUUAUUAUUAUUAUUAUUAUUAUUAUUAUUAUUAUUACUAUUAUUAUUAUUAUUAUUAUUAUUAUUAUUAUUAUUAUUAUUAUUAUUAUUAUUAUUAUUAUUAUUAUUAUUAUUAUUAUUAUUAUUACUAUUGUUAUUAGUAUCAUUAGUAUUAUUAUUAUUGUUAUUAUUAUACAUUAAUACAUAG